Messenger RNA from Pestalotiopsis fici W106-1, 1341 nucleotides. RefSeq lists its product as uncharacterized. Bases 1 to 1341 code for a protein of 446 amino acids. Gene Ontology annotation, biological process: regulation of transcription by RNA polymerase II. The transcript has 3 exons. Lineage: Eukaryota; Fungi; Ascomycota; Sordariomycetes; Amphisphaeriales; Sporocadaceae. Gene Ontology annotation, molecular function: protein dimerization activity; DNA-binding transcription factor activity, RNA polymerase II-specific; RNA polymerase II cis-regulatory region sequence-specific DNA binding. The record is from RefSeq and is a predicted model, not a curated record.
AUGGGGUCGUCACAGCCAGCCCAGGGCGCUGGCAUGCCGUUUGGUUAUGUCAGUAGGGGAGAUGAUCUCUUCUUCGAACCACCGGAACCAGCGCCCGGUCCGGCCCUCCUUUCCUUUGAGGAAUCGCAGAGCCUCAACCAUCUUCUCGAGCAACUAAAGUCUGGCGGUCCUCUCAUGGACAUGUCUUUCGGAGAGGGCCUCAACUUUAGCGAUGCAUGGCAGCAAUUACCACCGCAGUUUAUGGGCACCGCUACCUCCUUCGGCCACCAAACAACGAACUUCUCCCCGACCAUGUUCGAUUUUACCUCCCAUAUAUCUUCCGAUAGUCUGUUCGACUCUAUCCAGUUUCCAACCAUGGCCGCACCGCAAAUGAUGCAGCCACCACGACAUCACAUUCGAACUCCUCACCCCCCUCAACAUAGUCAAACUUCGCCAACAAGCGCAGCUGCUGUCUUGGCGGGACUUCAAAACGGGCUGCCCCCACGAGCCAAUGCUAUGGCUCGCAGCGCUAUGCUGCCUUCACAGACACCAGCACGUACGACAGCUCACCCUCUGCUACGAACACAGGGACAAUACACAGGGCGGACCAGCCCCGUCCGUGCGGCCCCCGUUCAAUCACCCGUUACGGAGCACCGCGACGAGCACCUCUUCGCCGACAUGGCCUUUGGCAACCCACACGGUCCAAGUAGCCAUCGAGUAGCACAGCAGGUUCCCGAGGAUGUGCGCUGGGGGUCGGACAGAAACUUUGGGAGGAAUUUCGUCCCUCCAUCUCAGAGAGAAACGACGCAGACUCUGGAGGGUGAGCGAAUGAAGUACCUCGAAAUUUUUCAACCUAUCAACAGUGCGACCACGACCCAACCUCCAAGUCCUCUGGGUAGUGGCAGCAGCUCUCCACGUGGCAAUAAAGCAAACGGCCAACCGGCGAUUUCCCGGGAAGAAGGCCCAUCCAAGAAACGUAGGAAGAGUGACGAGGGAAAUGACGAGGAUGAAGAAGUCACAGCGUCUUCAUCGAAAGCACCCGCCAGAAAACGCAAAUCGAAAGAUAACCUGAACGAAACUAGCGAAGCUUCUUCGUCAAGCGCUGCGCCAGGCAAGAGGAGGCGCAAGUCUGCUGUCAAUGGGGCAAAGCCACCUCGAGAGAACCUCAGCGAGGAAGCCAAGCGACGCAACCACAUCAAGUCCGAACAACGAAGGAGACAUAUCAUCAAAGACGGCUUUGAAAAUCUUCAAGAGAUUGUGCCAAAUCUGAAGAACGGUGGCUAUAGCAAGAGCACAGUCCUGCAAAUGGCUGCUGACUGGCUCGAGGAGCUCACUCAGGGCAACGAGCUUCUGAGUUCAUGA